GAAAACCCAUACAAUUUACAUUUAACGCAGUUUUCUUCUUUGCGCUUUUGAAUUUUUCAUUUAGAUGGAGCUUCAUUCUAAAAACCAGGCGGUCGUUGUUUGUGUACUGCUCUUACCUGCACUAUGCAUAUCCCAAAGCUUCACAGACUCCAGAGCCACCUAUUAUAGCACCCCCGAUGGCUAUGGAACUUCAACUGGAGCUUGUGGAUACGGCGAUUACGGCAGAACUAUCAACCAUGGGAGGGUUGCAGGCGUGUCUGGCUUAUGGAGAGAUGGCGCCGGAUGUGGUGCUUGCUACCAAGUAAGGUGCAAGAAUUCAAGAUUAUGCCAUAGCUCCGGCACCAUGGUAGUGGCAACAGACUACGGCGCAGGAGACAGAACAGAUUUCAUUAUGAGUCCAAAUGGUUUCUCAAAACUGGGACGAAACCCAAGCGCAUCGGCGGAGCUCAAUAAAUACGGCGUCGUAGACAUCGAAUACAGGAGGGUUCCCUGCACAUAUGCAGGUUCCAAAGUACGUAUCAAGAUCCACGAGGCCAGCAAUUACCCAUACUACCUUGCUAUUGUCAUUCUUUAUGUGCCCGGAAUGGACGACGUCACCGCCGUUGAGAUUUAUGACAAUGAUGGGCAUGAAUGGAAGCCGAUGAGAAGAGUGUACGGGACAGUGUUUGAUAUAGUUGGCGCACCAAGUGGACCAAUGAACCUGAGGCUGCAACUCGGUGGUAAAACAGGUUGGGUUCAGUCGUUCAAGAGCGCUAUUCCUGCUGACUGGAAGAUUGGAGUUUCUUACGACUCUCAAGUAGUUCAUGUCUAAAUUAAUUACAUGCUGGAUAAAGAGGGGGCCAUAUAACCUGUGUGGCUCCAAGCAUGCAAGCUGUUUGUUGCCGUGUCCGCUAAAAGGAAUAAAUAUGAAUAAUAGGGGUUUGUGUAUUUUGCA
Messenger RNA from Neltuma alba, 934 nucleotides. Its product is annotated as expansin-like B1. The record is from RefSeq and is a predicted model, not a curated record. NCBI's taxonomy places the organism in Eukaryota, Viridiplantae, Streptophyta, Magnoliopsida, Fabales, Fabaceae. Bases 65 to 811 code for a protein of 248 amino acids. The transcript has 4 exons. Gene Ontology annotation, cellular component: extracellular region.